GUAAGCUAUUAGCCAUUAGAUCCUUACCUUACCUAACAAAUCAAAAUACAUUCCUUAAAUUAGUAAAACUUCAUAUAAAAAGACAAUGUAUAAAAUAAAACUCACUCACAACACUCAAAAUUGUCACAAAAAUAAAAUGUAAUAAUUUUUUUUUUUAAUUUUCCAAAAAAAAAAAAAAAAAAAAAAAAAAAGAGGUGCAGAGCAUAGGUAUGUCCCUUCUAGAGGGGGCCAAAGCCACGUGAUGAUUUAUAAGCUCACCCUUCAUCCCACCCCCCCUUCUCUUUCUUCUUCUUUCCUUCACCUUCCCUACCUCCCUCUCUUUCUCUCAAAUUCCUCCCUUUUUUCUUUUUAUUUUAUUUUUAAAUUUAUAAAAAUAAAUAAAAUAAUUUUAUUUUAUUUUUUUUUCCUUUUUCUUCCUCACAAGACUCUUGAUAGUGGCAUCCAUCUCUUUUAGGGAUUGGCUCUUUCUUUCUCUCUCCGGAGCCAACGACAUACUACUACUUAGCUUCGUCUUAUUCAUUCAUCUUUUCUUCCUUUUCACGUCCCAUCACUUAUAAAUCCUCCCCAAAAAAAAAAAAAAAAAAAAAAAAAAAAAAAAAAAAACCCAAUUUCACAAAUAUUUAAAAUCAUUGGAAAUUAACCAUUUUUUUAUACAUAGAUCAUAUAUUAUUAUGGAUACUACUGGGGGUGGAACAUCCGAAACCGGAGGCGGCGGCGGCGGCGAAGGAUCAUCAUCAGGACAAAGAGGAGAGCUCACCCAUGGCUCAUCUAGUGGCGGCGGCGGUGGUGGUGGUGUGGAUGAUGGGUUUCAGUUAGUCGUAUCGACUACGACAUCAACGACAACCGCAGCGCCACCAAGCAGGUACGAGUCGCAAAAAAGACGAGACUGGAAUACUUUCUUACAAUACUUGAGAAACCACAAACCUCCUCUAUCUUUGUCUAGGUGCAGUGGAGCACAUGUAAUAGAAUUUCUCAAGUAUUUGGACCAAUUUGGUAAAACUAAGGUACACAUCACUGGUUGCCCUUAUUUCGGUCACCCUAAUCCACCCGCCCCGUGUGCUUGCCCGCUUAAGCAGGCUUGGGGUAGCCUCGACGCUCUUAUUGGCCGUCUUCGUGCUGCUUACGAAGAGAAUGGUGGCCGACCUGAAUCCAACCCGUUUGGUGCACGCGCUGUUAGGAUUUACCUUCGUGAGGUAAGGGAGAGCCAGGCUAAAGCCCGUGGUAUCCCUUACGAAAAGAAGAAGCGAAAACGUGCUUCUUCUUCUACUACCACUACUACCUCCACUUCCGCUCCCACCGCCACUACAACAGUGGAUGCAGCUGCCAGUAGUAGUGGAGUCCUCGGAACUGGUGGGUCCGGGGAUGGUGGUAGCGGAAGUGGAGAUGCCGCUGGUGGUGCUAGUACUGCUGGUGUAGGUCCUCCUACAACUACUACCUAAUUUUUUUUUUUUUUAUAUAUAUAAUUAUUUUUAAUUUGACUUUAUUAUCAAGGAUCAAUUAUUGUCCAACGCUGGAGGAUUAAAUUGUGAUUAUAUAUUAUGUGAAAGCAAGCAUAAUAUUAUUUUUCUAAUCCAAUCUCGUAUAUUAAUCAAUUAAUUAAUUAAUCAUUGUAUA
Chenopodium quinoa (quinoa) is the source of this 1614-nucleotide messenger RNA. Its product is annotated as protein LIGHT-DEPENDENT SHORT HYPOCOTYLS 5-like. NCBI's taxonomy places the organism in Eukaryota, Viridiplantae, Streptophyta, Magnoliopsida, Caryophyllales, Amaranthaceae. Bases 672 to 1439 code for a protein of 255 amino acids. The record is from RefSeq and is a predicted model, not a curated record. Gene Ontology annotation, cellular component: nucleus. The transcript has a single exon. Gene Ontology annotation, biological process: mRNA transcription; response to light stimulus.